AUGUCAGACCCGUCUCUUCCUGUAGCGACACCCCCUACCCAGAAGCCCCCUCGGAUCAUCCGCCCGCGCCCCCCGUCUCGACCUCGGGCUGCCCAGUCCCCCGGGCCCCCCCACAACGGCUCUUCUCCUCAAGAACCUUCCGGCACCUCCAAUGAUGCACCAACCCCAAUGUGCUCCCCCAUCUUCUGGGAACCCCCCGCCUCUUCCCUCAAGCCCCCUGCCCUUCUGCCCCCUUCAGUCUCCAAAACCAGCCUGGACUCCCAGGCCUCCCCAGACUCCCCUCCCAGCACCCCCAGCCCGGCGUCCCGGCGCUCCAUCUCCCCGGAGCCUGCACCCAGGUCUCCAGUCCCUCCACCCAAACCGUCCGGGUCACCCCGCGCGCCUCUGCCCCCGCCCCACGCGGCCCCCCGGGGCCACGCCCAGGACGGCCCUGCCUCGGCCCCGGGCACGGUGCGGAGACUGGCUGGCAAGUUUGAAUGGGGGGCCGAGGACCGGGUCCAGGCGGCACACCCCGCGGAGCCAGCGCCCCAGGGGGGCGCGGAUGUGAAUGGGGAGAGAGAGACCCCGCGGGGCAGCCUCCGGAGAAGGGGAUCCCAGGAGAACGGCGCGCCCGAUGCUGCCCAGGCCUGCCCUCCCUGCUGCCCCUGUGUCUGCCACGUGGCCCGGCCGGGCCUGGAGCUCCGGUGGGUCCCUGUGGGGGGCCAUGAGGACGGUCCCAAGGCCGUCUGCCGAGCCUCCCCACUGCGGGCCUCCCGCUCCCGCCCCAGCCCUCCCAGCAACAGUCUCCCCUCAGUGGUCCUCACGUCCUACCGCUCCACUGCCGAGCGCAAACUCCUGCCACCUCUCAAACCCCCCAAACCAACCCGGGUCAGGCAGGACCCCACCAUCUCUGUGGACCCCCCUCAGCCUGAUCUCCAUGUGCCCUCUGAAGAUGGAAGCCAAACAGGGAUCAGUCCAGAUGAAGCCCCUCAGAACGAUGCUCCAGCAACCGUGGAGGGCAGGGAUGAGGGCCUGAAGGAGCUGAAGGAGCAGAACUGGGAGGUGCCGCUGCAGGAUGAACCCCUGUACCAGACCUACCGCGCGGCCGUGCUGUCGGAGGAGCUGUGGGGGGUCAGUACGGAGGGGAGCCUCUCUUCAGUGAGCUCUGGAGAAGCCCCCGCCUUCGCCCGGCUCCCUGGCCCUCGGAACACGCUGUGGCAGGAGCUGCCAGCCGUGCGGGCCAGCGGCCUCCUGGACACGCUCAGCCCCCAGGAGCGGCGCCUGCAGGAGAGCCUGUUUGAGGUGGUGACCUCCGAGGCCUCCUACCUGCGCUCCCUGCAGCUGCUGACCGACACCUUUGUGCGGAGCCAGGCCCUCCGGGACACGCUCACCCCCCGGGACCACCACACCCUCUUCUCCAACGUGCAGAGGGUCCAGGAAGUCAGCGAGUGGUUCCUCGAGGCGUUACUGUCCCGUGUACGCUCGUCCCCCCACAUCAACGACCUCUGCGACGUGGUGCAUGUCCACGCCGUGGGCCCCUUCUCCGUGUACGUGGAUUAUGUGCGCAACCAGCAGUACCAGGAGGAGACCUACAGCCGCCUAAUGGACACCAACGUGCGCUUCUCGGCGGAGCUGCGCCGGCUGCAGAGCCUCCCCAAGUGUGAGCGGCUCCCGCUGCCGUCCUUCCUGCUGCUGCCCUUCCAGCGCAUCACGCGGCUCCGCAUGCUGCUGCAGAACAUCCUCCACCAGACAGAGGAGGGGUCCAGCCGCCAGGAGAACGCCCAGAAGGCCCUGGGAGCCAUCAGCAAGAUCAUCGAGCGCUGCAGUGCUGAGGUGGGGCGCAUGAAGCAGACGGAGGAGCUGAUCCGGCUCACCCAGAGGCUGCGCUUCCACAAAGUCAAGGCCCUGCCCCUGGUCUCCUGGUCGAGGCGCCUGGAGUUGCAGGGGGAGCUGACGGAGCUAGGGUGCCGGAGAGGGGGCAUGCUCUUCACCUCGCGCCCCCGCUUCACCCCCCUCUGCCUGCUGCUCUUUAGUGACCUGCUGCUCAUCACGCAGCCCAAGAGUGGGCAGCGGCUGCAGGUGCUGGACUACGCCCAUCGCUCCCUGGUCCAGGCCCAGCAGGUUCCGGACCCAUCUGGACCCCCCACGUUCCGCCUCUCCCUUCUCAGCAACCACCAGGGCCGCCCCACCCAGCGGCUGCUCCAAGCUUCCUCCCUAUCAGACAUGCAGCGCUGGCUGGGAGCCUUCCCCACCCCCGGCCCCCUUCCCUGCUCCCCCGACACCAUCUAUGAGGACUGUGAAUGUUCCCAGGAUACGUGUUCAGAGCCUUCUACACCAGUCAAGACUGAGGGACAGAGUCCGGAGUCCAGGGCUGCCCCCAAGAACCUACACAAGAGCCCUGAAGGUUGGCUGAAGGGGCUUCCUGGCGCCUUCCCUGCCCAGCUGGUGUGUGAAGUCACAGGGGAACAUGAGAGGAGGAGGCACCUUCGCCAGCACCAGAGGCUCCUUGAGGCUGUUGGACCCUCUUCAGCAACCCCCAGUGCCCCCCAAUCCUAA
This is a messenger RNA of Pipistrellus nathusii (Nathusius's pipistrelle), 2535 nucleotides long. The record is from the annotation of a GenBank genome assembly. Lineage: Eukaryota; Metazoa; Chordata; Mammalia; Chiroptera; Vespertilionidae.